AUGGCGACAGAGAUCGGGAAGGCCAUGUCUGCCAUUUUGACCCUCUCCACAGCAACGACGGUGGCACAGGCUCGUAUCAUGGCGUGGCAGAUGAUGCUGCAGCGAAACAUGUGGCUUCACAUGUCCCAGCUCCCGGCACAGAUCAGAGGGGAGCUGCUGGGCGGCCCCAUCAGCUCUGAUGGGCUGUUUAGGCCGCUCCUCCAGAGCGCCACCACCCACCUGCAGAAUGCGUCUGAGGAAGCGGACAGAGUGUGGAGACACACCUCGUGGAGCAGAGCAGCGCCGCGCCCUCAGCGAUCUCAAGGCUCCGGGCGUGAUCGCUGGGAUACACGUCCCAGACAGAGGCGCCCCACAGCCAGUGCUGUGGCUGCGUCUCGGAGGGCCCACCCACCCACCACCCGACGCGGACCGCCCGGAUGGGAGGGGCUAGAAGGUGGCGCCAACCAGACCCCGGCGCUGCGAGGCCCCCAGCGCCCAUGGACAGUGGGCAAGGCGGGCCCCAAGGAAACCCAAUGGGCCCCCACCCAACCCCGCCCCACAAGCAACUGCAGCGUCAGGCCCCCGCAAUGGUCCCGACCUGGGCCACACCACCCGCAGCAAAUCGACCCCCAGCAGAAGGACGAGGCGCGCCACCAGGGUGCACGGACGACGGGUCCCACCCAGCCCCCCCGAACCCCGACGCGCAGGAGCACAGGCCAACCCUCAACCCCGCCAGUACCCCCCCAGACCGCCACAGACCCAAAGCCGGACCCCCAGCCCAUCCGACCCGCCCCCCACCGCCGGCCGCACACAAACGGGCAGGCCCACACUGCGCAGCACCAGAACACCCCCCGCGGGCAGCCCCCAGCCCCCACACCAGGCCCCCCAGCCCGGGGGAGGACCCAGGCUCGCCCGAGGCCGAGCAGGGAGGGACAGGGAGAGGGGGGAGGGAGGAGGGAGGGGGAAGGGCGGGAGCGGAGCGAAGGGGGAAACAGUCCCCCAGGGGAGCCGGCCACGCCGCCCCAGGCCCAGGGAGCACGAGGAGACCCCACCCCCCCCCAGGCACACAGGGUGAGCAGUCCAGACGCACCCGCCCUCAGGGGAAACCGCCCGGUCCCGCGAUCCCCCACAGAGCCAGGGAGCAGGCCCGGAUUCAAAGGGAAGAAGGUGCACCUAACACAUGCUUAA
Molecule: messenger RNA, 1167 nt
Organism: Epinephelus fuscoguttatus (brown-marbled grouper)
Lineage: Eukaryota; Metazoa; Chordata; Actinopteri; Perciformes; Serranidae
Product: basic salivary proline-rich protein 3-like
Exons: 2
Coding region: 1-1167 (388 amino acids)
Source: RefSeq, a predicted model, not a curated record